AUGAAUAGUGAUAAAGAUAUUAAAAAUUUAAUUCACUACUAUCUGCGGGAGAAAUAUUUUCAAACUGUUGAAACUUUGACAUUGGAAGGUUUGAAAAUUUACCCGGAUGAUUCUUCAUUUAAAUUAUACAAUGCCUUUUCUUUAGUUUUGAACGGUAGACUUCAAGAAAGUAUUAGAGAAUUACAAGUUUUAAUUAAUCUCAAAGAUAUUAAUAUUGGUGCUACGCUGGCUUUGAUAGCCGCUCAUAAACUUUGUAAAACAAUCGAUAAGGAAAGUGUACUCACAUUGGAAAAUAAAUUAAAAUCUGAUAGAAAAGUAACUAAUGACUUAAGUUUGUACUACGGUGCUUUAUUUUUGUUUUUUAAUGAUAAAUUAAGUAAGUCUACUGAAUAUGUAGACAAAUUUUUAAAAAUUCAUCCAAAUUCCAUUGAGGGUUUGAUAUUAAAGGGUUGGAUUGAAAUUUCUAAUAGUAAAACAAGCGAUUUCAAACUUGCAUCACAAUGCUUUAAUGCUGCAUUAGAUAAAGAUAAAAAAAAUAUAGAUGCAUAUUUGGGAUUGAUAAAAAUUAAAGAAAAAGAAAAUGACAUGAGCGGUGCUAUGGCUAUAUUAAAUCAAUUAAUUGUUAAAUAUCCUAAUUCCUUACCACCGUUAAUUGAAAAAAUGAAAAUUCAAUUGGUAUCCAACGAUUGGGAUUUAACUGUAGAAGUUGCUAACAGAAUUCUUUUAAUCGACAAAAAUUGCAUUGAAGCUCAUAAAAUGAAAACAUUAGCUUUAAUUUGUAAAAAAGGAAAUUUUACAGAAGCAGCUUAUUCGUUAAAACAACUAUACAAUGAAAUUGGAAAAAGUGAAAAAAAAAAUGGAAAGUUAUAUUUUACAAAUGCUCAAUUAUUUUCAUAUAUAUCAGAGAAAAAUCCUAAUAUAUUACAUGAAACUUAUUCUUUUGCUGAAAAAGCUGCACAGAUUGAGCCAUCAAAUUCGGAUUUUUUAACAGAAUUGGGUUAUCAAAACUUAUUGCAAAAAAAUUUGAAAGAAGCUGUUAAAUUUUUUAAAAAUUCUACUAAAUUAGAUGAAUCAUCUGUUUCUGCACUCACUGGUUUAACUUUAUGUCAAAUAGAAGAGGGAGGACUCAAUGACCAAAUCAAGCAACAAGUUGAAUUUUUGAGGGAAAUUCAAAAUGAACAACAAAGUUCUGAGUUAUUAUUAAUGUCUGCUAAAUUGGCUAACACUCCAGGAGAGGCUAUUAGUUAUCUUAAUCAAUGUGUUCAAGUACAUUUUAAUAAUUUUAAAAAGUAUCCAUUUGGAAUUACUUACAUAUAUCAAAUGAAUCCAGUUUUUUUGAUGGAAGUCGUUCAUGAAUACUUAAAGUAUGCUCCCUCUGACACAUUGAUUAAUUUUAAUAAUAAUAAAAUUCCUGAUGUGUUUGCAAAGAGCAUAAUGAUUUUAGAAGAACUAACUAAUUCAUGUCCAGGUAUGGUCAAGGCGCAGUUUGAAUUGGCCAAUGUACUUUUUUCUGUUGGAAAUUUGAAAAAAGCAAAGAAUACAUUAAAUUUUAUAUUAGAAAAUUUAGAUUCUACAUUAGCUGAAGCUCACAUACUCAUGGCUCAAAUGCUUUUUCAAGAAAAAAAUUACACAGAAGGAGCAGUUUGUUUAGAAUCAGGCAUAAGUCACAACUUUAAAAUUCGAGAACAUCCCAUAUAUUACAUGAUUUCUGGUAUGGUAGAAAAAGAAAAAGGAAAUUUAGUUGAUUGCAUUAAUUUGUUAAAAACUGCUUUGUCUAUGACUGAUGUUAAAAAUAAAAAGGAAAAAAGUAAAGAAUGUGAAAAUUUAUUACCUUUAAAGAACAAAGUUACACUGUAUUUAGAAUUAAUGGAAGCUCACAAACAAAAUAAUGACUUGGAUGCUGUUUCAAAAUUAAUCGAAAGUGCUUCAACAGAAUUUAAAGGAACGUCAGAAGAAAGCAGAAUUACUAUUGCUCACUCUAAAAUAUUAAUUCAUAAAGGGAAAAUUACACAAGGGAUUGAAUUAUUAGAAAAAAUUCAACCACAAGAUAAUUAUUUUUUUCUUGCAAAAAAAACUCUCGCGGAUAUUUACCUAUUUAAUAAAAAAAAUAGAGAAAUGUAUGCGCAGUGUUAUCAGGAUUUGGUUGAUAAUUGUCCAAAUUCAGAUACGUUUAGCACUUUGGGAGAUGCUUUCAUGUCAAUUCAAGAAGCAAAUUCAGCCAUUAAUGCAUAUGAACAAGCUUUGAAAGCAGAUCCAAAAAAUGUCGGUUUAAUGUGUAAAUUAGGUAGGGCUUUAGUAAAAACUCAUUAUUUCUCUAAGGCAGUUAAUUAUUAUAAAGAAGCAUUGAAAAACGAAAAAAAUUUAGAUUUAAUUUACGACUUGGGAAAUUUGUAUUUAAAACUUGGAGAAUUGGAUAAUGCUGAAAGAAUUCUUGUUGAAGAAUUAGAUAAUGAAAAAAAUGAAACAAACGAUUUAAAUCAAAUGCUCACCAGAAUAAAAUUACUUCAAUUGUUAGCAAAGGUUCGCGACAAAUCGGGUAAUCUAACGGAAAGUUUGGCAGCUUUAAAUACGGCCAAAGAGAAUUGCAAUCGAAUCGAAAAAAGAGUUUCGAUUCAGUCUGAUCAGCAUAAGGAAAUUUUAUCUGAAAUUUGUUCCGAUACAGCCAUUUUGCUUACCAGACUCCGGAAUUUUAAUGGAGCGAUAAAAUGUUAUAAGGAAUCCCUGGCAGUUAAACCUGACAAUGUGAACGUUAUGGUGGCCAUUUGCAGACUUUACAUGGAGACAAAAGAUUUUGACGAAUGCGAAAUAACAAGUAGGAAAUUAUUAUCUACCGAUCCAGACAGUGAACUUGCUACAGUAAUGUUGGCAGAUUUAGCAUUUCGAAAAGUCGAUUUCGAAGCUGCCUCCCUACAUUUUAAACAACUUUUGAACAAGAAACCUACUUAUUGGGUUGCAUUGGCACGACUGAUUGAGAUAAUGAGACGAACAGGAAAUUUAGAUCAUGCUCUACCAUUUUUAGAAAAAGCCGAAAACUCGCUUUUGCAACCUUCUCAAGAAUCAGGAUAUUCAUAUUGUAAAGGUUUAUACGAAAGAUAUGCUGAAAGACCAGGAUCGGCACUUCAUAAUUUUAAUCGAGCCAAACAACAUCCGGAAUGGGGUCAAAAAUCUUUAAUUAAUAUGAUUGAAAUAUGUUUAAACCCUGAAAAUGAAACUUUAAGAAGUGAAGCUUUCACAGAAGAAUUGGAUAAAGAAGAAGUUCAAGAUUCUCAACAAAUGGUUUUACGUACGGCUCAAAAGUUAUUAUCUGAGUUAAAAUCUCGUUCAGAUCACAGCGAGGGUUUGACCUGUAGAAUUUUAGAAAAUUUUUGGCUUUUAUCCACGAAUCAAAAAUCCAACAUUGAAAAAGCUCAACAAGAUUUUGUAAUUUUAGCAUCUCAAGAUUCUUAUAAAGAUCACGUGGGUAUUUCACUUGGAAUCGCAACAUCUUACAUGCUCCAGAAGCAAGUUCAAAAAGCUAAAAAUCAUUUAAAAAGAGUCGUUAAAAAUAGUUGGACGUACGAAGAUGCUGAAUAUUUAGAACGAGCUUGGCUCCUACUAACGGAUAUUUAUAUCCAAUCGGGAAAAAUGGAAAUUCCUGUUGAAUUAAUUCAAAACGUUUUACAAUAUAACAAAGGAUGUUACAAAGCGUACGAUUAUGCCGGAAUAAUUGCUGAAAAAGAACAAUUGUACAAAGAUGCAGCACUUCAAUAUGAAAAUGCAUGGAGGUAUUGCAAUCAAACAAAUCCAUCCAUCGGUUACAAAUUAGCAUUUAAUUACAUGAAAUGUAAAAGAUACGCGGACGCCAUUGAAGUUUGCUACACGAUUAUAAAACAAUAUCCGGAUUAUCCUCGAAUACAAAAAGAAAUACUGGAAAAAGCUAAAACAAAUUUGAGAACUUAA
Messenger RNA from Pediculus humanus corporis (human body louse), 3939 nucleotides. RefSeq names its product TPR repeat-containing protein ZK328.7, putative. The transcript is spliced from 12 exons. Gene Ontology annotation, molecular function: protein binding. NCBI's taxonomy places the organism in Eukaryota, Metazoa, Arthropoda, Insecta, Psocodea, Pediculidae. Gene Ontology annotation, biological process: intraciliary retrograde transport; protein localization to cilium. The record is from RefSeq and is a predicted model, not a curated record. Gene Ontology annotation, cellular component: intraciliary transport particle A. The coding region runs from base 1 to 3939 and encodes 1312 amino acids.